AUGACGCCUCCCGGCCAACUGCUCCCCUUGGCCCGGCUGCCUCCGCUGCCUCACGUCCUCUCCAGCCACCGCAGCCGGUGCCCGCCUCCCGCCCACGCGCACGCCGGAGUGUCGCCUCUGCCUCCAUGGCGGCCCCACCGCCUCCAUGGCCGCUUCGUGCCUUCUCCCCAGCUGUUCCGGGCUCCAGCCUGGCCCCCUCGUACUCCAACACCUCCAGGGGUUUCGGCGGCCGCAAGAGGCGAGGCUCAGGCAGCUGCGGUGGCGGAGUUCGUGACGUCGGAGAGGGUGAAGGUGGCGGCGAUGCUGAGGCUAGCCCUGGCGCUCUGCAACGCCGGCCGCGUUGUCAUGUCCAUCACCAUCGUCCCUCUCUCGCAGGCGUACGGGUGGACCCCGUCAUUCGCCGGCGUCGUGCAGUCAUCCUUUCUUUGGGGAUAUCUGAUGUCGCCAAUAAUUGGUGGAGCGUUUGUUGACUACUAUGGUGGAAAGCGAGUCAUGGCUUACGGUAUAGCCUUAUGGUCCUUGGCUACAUUCCUGUCUCCUUGGGCAGCUGGUCGAUCUAUCUGGUUGUUUCUCUUUACCAGAAUCCUGCUGGGUCUUGCAGGAGUGGCACUCCCAAGCAUGAACAACAUGGUGUUGAGUCAAUUGGCUUUCUGGGGCCAGGUAUUGCUUUGCUGUCUGAAUGCAGCAAAGAGUCCAAUCAUUGCUUCAGCCUGGCUUACAAUUGCUGUUGGUUUGAAAUCCUUUGGCCACUCAGGUUUCUUAGUAAAUCUACAGGAGAUCGCCCCACAAUAUGCUGGAGUACUACACGGAAUGUCAAAUACAGCUGGGACAUUUGCUGCCAUUCUAGGAACUAUUGGAGCAGGAUUUUUUGUUGAUCGGAUGGGUUCUUUCCAUGGAUUUUUGAUAUUGACGUCGCUUUUAUACUUCAGCAGUGCUCUUUUCUGGGAUAUCUUUGCUACUGGAGAGCGUGUUGAUUUUGAUGGCACUGGCUAG
Molecule: messenger RNA, 993 nt
Organism: Miscanthus lutarioriparius
Lineage: Eukaryota; Viridiplantae; Streptophyta; Magnoliopsida; Poales; Poaceae
Source: the annotation of a GenBank genome assembly